AUGAAGGCUGAUUGGCAUAAGGCAGUACUGCUUACACUAGGUUAUAUUUACUCUGGAGCUAAAGCAGACAUCAAAGUUUGGGACCCUUCUGUCGAAUCUGACGAUGACUACAGUACUUCUCGAGUAAAUCCAAGAGUGGAUGGGGAUAAGAAGACUCGAUUGAUUCAAAUACAAGCAAUUGGUGGAUGCAGUGUGGAGAAAAAAUCAACGUGGGGUACUAGCCUCAACUUAUUUAGUUUGAUAAUUAGUGGUGCAGAAAGUGUAGAAUGGGGAGGAGAAGUUUACAGCUUAAAGUUGGGGCAAUCUCCCCACACUGCAACGGAAAUAGGAAAUGGAGAAUAUCCAGACCCAAUUUUCGGCGAUUCAGGUUACAUGAAGAGAAUGAGAGUUCUUGAUAAUUCUCGUAUCUUGAAGUUCCCAGAAUGGGUAUCUACUUAUGCAGAUGAGUACAACUGCUAUGAUGUUUACUAUAUUUCAAAUUAUAUGUGA
Molecule: messenger RNA, 489 nt
Organism: Pistacia vera
Lineage: Eukaryota; Viridiplantae; Streptophyta; Magnoliopsida; Sapindales; Anacardiaceae
Exons: 4
Coding region: 1-489 (162 amino acids)
Source: RefSeq, a predicted model, not a curated record